Molecule: messenger RNA, 1714 nt
Organism: Dipodomys ordii (Ord's kangaroo rat)
Lineage: Eukaryota; Metazoa; Chordata; Mammalia; Rodentia; Heteromyidae
Gene: Mbnl2
Product: muscleblind-like splicing regulator 2
Exons: 9
Coding region: 733-1626 (297 amino acids)
Molecular function (GO): metal ion binding
Source: RefSeq, a predicted model, not a curated record
CAGCAACAGAGUUUAGACUGUCUUUGCUUCAUCAUCUGAAGGUAAAAAAAAAAAAGAAAAAGAAAAAAAGAAGAAGAAAAAAGAGAGAGGAGAAAGAGAGAGAGAAAAAAGCCAACAAAUUCCAGAUACGGCAGGCGGCUUUUCCCGAGGACCAUAAACAGGGGAUGAGAAGAACUAUUGGCCUGGAAAUUUCUUCCUCGUGAUGCGGUGGAGAAGCGUCGGCCUCUGGAUCCUACCAGAUGUUCUUGGGGUCACCGUCCAGGAGUAGGACCAGCCGAGCUAAACAAGAAUUUACAAAGGAAGGAGGAAAGAAAAUUCUGCCAAAAUAUGAACAUCUGAGCGACGUAUUUUUGAGCAUCACCUAUCACUCUGAGCAUCAAAACGAAAUAUUCUCUCCAGGAAUGCGAUGGUAUUGAAGUCACUUUACUAAAUAGAGUCUUGUCUACAAAAGCAUCCAGACACUGGGACGCUGGAAGCCGGAGAUGACCCUGACCAGGCUUGUCUUGUGGCCCACCGUUUACAAGUGGGAUAUAUUGAUCCAUGAGUGACUGCCUGCCAAUAAAUCCUCUCCUCAUCAACUCUGUUCUGUGCAUUGGACUUGAUUAAGCAGUUUACCACUUAACUUUGGACUUACAUGUGGGAGCUUUCACUGUAGUGGUUUUGGAGUCACUAGAACUUGGAUUGAUUUCAUCCUUUACCAGAAACUAACAGAGCCCAUAGUACAUUUUCAACAUGGCUUUGAACGUUGCUCCAGUCAGAGAUACAAAGUGGCUGACAUUGGAAGUCUGCAGACAGUUUCAGAGGGGGACGUGCUCCCGCUCCGAUGAAGAAUGCAAAUUUGCCCACCCCCCAAAAAGUUGCCAGGUCGAAAACGGGAGAGUAAUUGCCUGCUUUGAUUCCUUGAAGGGCCGUUGUUCAAGAGAGAACUGCAAGUAUCUUCACCCGCCGACACACUUAAAAACUCAACUAGAAAUUAAUGGGAGGAACAACUUGAUCCAGCAAAAAACUGCAGCUGCGAUGCUCGCCCAGCAGAUGCAAUUUAUGUUUCCAGGAACUCCGCUUCAUCCUGUGCCCACUUUUCCUGUAGGUCCCACCAUAGGGACCAAUACGGCUAUUAGCUUUGCUCCUUACUUAGCACCUGUCACCCCUGGAGUUGGGUUGGUCCCAACAGAAAUUCUGCCCACCACACCUGUCAUCGUUCCCGGAAGUCCACCCGUCACUGUCCCGGGCUCAACUGCAACUCAGAAACUUCUCAGGACUGACAAACUGGAGACUCAGUCGACUGCCAAAGCAAUGAAGCGACCUCUCGAAGCAACUGUAGACCUGGCCUUUCCUCCUGGUGCUCUUCAUCCUUUACCAAAGAGACAAGCACUUGAAAAAAGCAACGGUGCCAGCACGGUAUUUAAUCCCAGUGUCUUACACUACCAGCAGGCUCUGACAAGCGCCCAGCUGCAGCAGCACGCCGCGUUCAUCCCCACAGGGUCAGUUUUGUGCAUGACACCCGCUACCAGUAUUGUACCCAUGAUGCACAGCGCUACGUCCGCCACUGUCUCUGCAGCAACAACUCCUGCAACAAGUGUCCCCUUCGCAGCAACAGCCACAGCCAAUCAGAUAAUUCUGAAAUAAUCAGCAGAAACGGAAUGGAAUGCCAAGAAUCCGCAUUGAGAAUAACUAAACAUUGUUACUGUACAUACUAUCCUGUUUCCUCCUCCAU